Molecule: messenger RNA, 240 nt
Organism: Thlaspi arvense
Lineage: Eukaryota; Viridiplantae; Streptophyta; Magnoliopsida; Brassicales; Brassicaceae
Source: the annotation of a GenBank genome assembly
AUGGAUUCUCCGGCGAGCAAAUCCUCCUCCGCAAAGAAUGUCCAACUUCCGCCUCGCCGUGGAAGAGUGAAGCGUGAGAUCUUCGGCGUUUUAGCCAAUUCCAUCGUUUCCGCCGCCGUGAAAGCCGGUGGUGUGUUCGGGAGGAAAGCUGGAGGUGGUGUUAGUGGUGGCUCUUCUUCCUCCACCGCCACUCCUCCGACGAGCGGCUACACUUCCGAUCAGAACAGUGAAUCCUCUUAA